AAAACUUCAUCAACUCGUGUAUAGAUGGCGUUUCAGGGGAAACUCCUUCCAAUUCCGAGGAUGAAAUAAAACAUGUUUGAAGACACCGAGGAUGUUUCCGCGGAGAAAGCGAAAUUUUUUUCUUACCAUGGUGUUAUUUAACCCUCGAAAUUUUGCAGAGAAAAACUGGGGAACUUGAGGGAAGAAGCUGAGCAAGAUUAUUGAAGCGAAUAAGGCUCUCUACAGAAGAAGUUUUCUGCGCAAAAAAUGCUCGCUCCCAACCGGAAAUGUGCCAUUUGCGACUGCAACUUCACACCCUCGGGCAAUAGUCCUGUUCAGCGGUACUGCAUGAGAACCGGCUGCGAAAAAUUCAAUUUGCAGCAAGAGAAAGUCCACACUACAACUGAUUCGGGUCCAAGAAUUUGCAGAGAAGUCCAAGUUGAAAACACGGCAAAUUGUCGAGCAACUAUGCUUUCACGUGAUGGCGACAAAACAGAGGAAACGAGAUUCGUUCACGACAGUGGAGACAGUAAUCCUAACCUUUCGGGGACAUUCGGGUUUUCCGUGUCCGAAAAGCGUCGCAAAAAAUGUCUGAAGGAACCCUUGACGACUGAUGAAUCGACACUUGAGCCAAUCGACAGCAGGAAACCCAAGUGCUACAUCACCCUUCCUAUCGAGCUUUUGGGCAACGAUCACGACGUGGAUAUUUUGCGAGAUUCUUUGCUUGUGCGAGAAGCUUCAGGUUUGCACAAAAUUUCGCCACAUUCGCAUCGGAAAAGAUUCACAGGACCAAGAAGACAUCAUCACAAACGACAAAUUGUCUUGGAAAGAGUAAUUUGCAUACCGGGAAACGACAGUUGGAAACGCUACGUUAAGGAUUCUCAGAAUGAAGAGGAUCGCCUUCACGAAGUUAGAAGUCGAAGAGAAAAAUCUGGAAAACUUCAGCAACGGAUUGAAAAGGCACCAAACGUUCGAGAAAUGACAGAAGCUGAACGACAGUUUGUCAAAAUUCACAAAUCGCCAAGUUUUCCGAAUUUGUCGUCGGAUCACCGAAAAGUGGAUAGCAAUCGGAAUAACUUCAGAUCGAUUGAAAAACGAAGGUUCAAUUCCAGCGCUAGGACGAUCGGGAAAAAUGCUAGUACAACAACCUGUGACACGAAUCCCAACACUUGGAAAAAUGAAAGUAAAAGAGAAGAACUUUCUCAGAUAUUGAAACAAUUCCUUGACAAAGUGCUGGACGCCAUGGAAAAUGGACAAGCGAUGCAAGGCGAUGCAAGUGCUAACGACAUCAAGGAGUCAGCGUCAAAAACAUCAACGGAACUCUGUUUUGAACAUCAUUCUACAGAUGUCACUAACAAACUUCCCGAAAAUUCUGCGAAAGUGAUCGAGGAAUCCGAAACUCACUGCGGGGAAAAGCUGGAUACUUUCAAUUGCAUCCAACAGACUGACGCAGAUACAAAACCAUCUGCAGAACUCCGCUCCACAUGUAAUCACGAGAAACGACGUUCAACUACAAGCAUUUCAUUACCCAGAGCAACAAGUAAAACUGAAUUACCGAAAGCAAUCCAGAAAUGCGAUUCAGAAACAGAAAAGGAGCUUUCAUCGAAAGCAUUCGACUUUCAACCGCAAGAGAAGUCCUUGAAUCGGUGCAGAGAACUUUCUGGAAAGUCUAAAAGUGCUGACACGAUUACCGGAGAUCGUGUGAAUGCACUGUGUCGUGGAUUUCAUUCUAAUUUGCCAUCCAGUGAGGAAAGUUUGAUGGUCAAAACGAAAAACCUAUUGGAACAAUCAAAAGCUAGAGAAGAAGGUUUGCCGGUACCAAAAGCCCCGGAAAGCUUGAGAAUGUUUUCAACACGCAGCAAAGAAGGACCCCGAUUUUGGAUAAGUGAAAUCCGAGUCAAUCCAGGCGACAAUUUGUACCUCAGCGGAACUUUCCAAAAAAGCCUUUCGACCGUAAACAGCCUUCCUUCGAAUUAUUGCCAGUUCACGUUGGAUUUAUGGAAAAUCCAAAGCCCGUCGCCGAAAAGUUUUGCGAAAGACGAAAGAGUUUUCUUUGUAGAACCUGUUUUUCAAGAACGGAAAAUCGUUGUUGGCAGCGAAGUGGACCGGAAUUGGCGUCAAGAAACGGCCUCGGGCAAAUGUUUUCCAUUCGAAGAAGGAACAUUCUUCAAAUUCGUGCUGCAUUUCAAACGAGAUGGCCUGAUUUUGAAAUGGUUUGGGGUUUUAGAGGUUAAGACUGUGACUCCGAUGCAAACUACAAAGAGCCCAUCAUCAAAGGAACGCGUUUCUACCAGCUCUUUGAAAACUUUGCUAGCUGCUUACGACAGAGCCCGACCAAUUAAACCCAGCCAUGAAAGCGAAGACAGCUUGAACCUGUCGGGUACCUUUGGGUUUUCAGUGUCGGACCGACGGAAAGGCGGUCAUGUCGUUGACACGUCUGUGGACGAAUCCACGACAUCGUCACCGUCGUCGACAUCAUCGUCCUCGGCAUACAUGAAAUCCACACGUCGUGCCAGCGGCGAUUCCAGGCCUAAGAGAUACGUCACGGUUCCUCUCGAACUUUUGAACGACGAUCAUGCUGUCGAUUUGUUACGGGAUUCGCUGAAAGUGCAUAAAUCUUUGGCGGGGAAAACGAGGACUCGUCAGCGACGAUCCAAGAGACCCGGUCAUCGACACGAGCACAAACUCGUCACUGAGAAGAUCAUUUGUGAUUCCGAACGAGAUGGCGGCGAUUCCAGGCCUAAGAGAUACGUCACGGUUCCUCUCGAACUUUUGAACGACGAUCAUGCUGUCGAUUUGUUACGGGAUUCGCUGAAAGUGCAUAAAUCUUUGGCUGGGAAAACGAGGGCUCGUCAGCGACGAUCCAAGAGACCCGGUCAUCGACACGAGCACAAACUCGUCACUGAGAAGAUCAUUUGUGAUUCCGAACGAGAUGGGUUAGAGCACAUAAUUGUCAAGACAAGGGAAGACAUGGAUGCUGCAGAUAUUUUGAGACAUGUGGAAUGGAAACGCUCUUUGUCUUCGCCGAAACUUGAGAAUUGGGCCAAGAUUUCUGGAAAACAGCCAUUAAAUCAAGAGAGAAUGUUGGAGCAUAAGCCAGCUGAUAUAUUGGCACUCAUGGCAACUCCAGCAAAUGCAUUCAGCGCACUUGCAAAACGGGAAAUCCGUAACAACGUUGACUUGUUCCCUUCGACCAAGAAAAGGCACAAAUCGAUGAACAUCCAAUCGGAAAAAGGACACAGAAAAGCCAGAACCAAAUCCAGCCCAUCCAAGCAGCAAAUCGACUACCACGACAUUUGGCUGCUCCACGAAAUCAAGAAAAUCUUGAAAGAUUUCCUCAUGAAAUCUUCGAUUACGAGCAAUCAGAAAUACCUCAGUCGUGAUACAUCACCUGCGAUUCCCAUCGCCACAGAAAAUUUCACUAGUCAUGUUUAUGACAGCGAAGGUGCUCCUGUGGCCGAAGAUCCGAAAAUGGCUGCAAUAAUUACAAGGCCGUUUGAACAUAGUCCAACAAAGAUGUCACCGGAAGUUUCACGGUCUUCGAAAGUUUCAUCGCCUCACUUGACAUCACGAAAAUCUCCCGAAAGCCUUCAACAGUCCGGAGCUGAGAGAGUUUUUGGUUCAAAUUCCUCCAAAGCGCAUUCGCCAAUUAUCAACAAUAAGUCGUCUGAAAAACCGUCCCCGGAAAACAGCUCGCAAAAAUUUGCUAGCGCACACGCUUCCAGCAAUAAGCCAAACUCACCAAUUGUCAAUAACGAGCCAAAAGAAAUUUCCAACGAACUAAGUUCGCAGUGUCCCGCGGACCUAAUCAGCAAAGAAUCGAAACCCGAACCCGACCCGGAAGCCACGUCCCAACUCGUGGAACCCGUGGAAAAGACGUUCCCAAGCGACCAGCAAUCCCAUGUCCGGGAAAUCACUGAAAAGUCAAAGAGUGCCGAUGACGUCAACGAGAAUGUACGUCACUCGAGACUCUGUCGAGGAUUUCAUUCGACACUUUCCUCUGGAAAUGAAAGCAAGAUCCUGACGACAGCGUUUCGCUUGAAUCAAGCAUCUGCUGGAGCUGCUUCGGGGAUGUGUUUCAGUUCUGACAAUAUCGUGGCUCUGGGUGGUGCUGAUCAGCAAAAAGGUUCAACAACUGAUGAUUUUGAGACUGCUUUGAGCAGUGGGAGAAGCUCUGCAAAGGCCUCCAUCAGCAGGGGAAACUGGUCAGAAAUUUUAGAAACAGUUCCAAAGUCGCCUCAAGAUUUAGACAUGGUUCCUUCAGUGAUGAGCAUGACUGACGGAAAAACGAAGUCCUGGAUCACCGACGUGCGAUUAAAGCCCGGGGACAACGUGCUUUUGCGAGGGAUUUUCGACGGUGCUUCAGAAAUUUCGGAAUCACCCACUAAUCCAGCCUCGUAUUUCACAAUCGACUUCUGGAAGAUUCCAGUGAAAACUUCCCCGAAUUCGUCGAAAAGUUUGCAAAGGGCGGAUCGGACGUUUUUCUUGGAAUCCGUUUUCAGCGAGCGAAAACUCUGGGUCGGGUCCAACGUGGAUCCCGGUUGGCGUCGGGAAGUGGCUUCAGGAGACGAUUUCGCCUUCGAAAAGGGCACGGCUUUCAAAUUUGUCUUCUAUUUCAAAACUGACAAUUUCAUUUUGAAGUGGACCGGCGUGAAUGGGAAGGGAGAGCUGAUUUGCAGCUAUUUGUCGCCUGUGGAAGAAACCACUCAUCUCAGGGUCACCAACUGCAAGGAACUCGAAAGUGCCCUCAUUUUUUACUGAUGUCAGUCACUAUAUUUGCGCAGUAUCCAUGCAUCAUUUUCGAAUCCACUUCAACAAUUUUUUUUAUUCAAUCCGGCAUCUCCUUGUAAAAUGUGAGAUUAAAAAUUGAAGCGUUUUUGAUGACCUGAAUA
Notodromas monacha is the source of this 4871-nucleotide messenger RNA. Lineage: Eukaryota; Metazoa; Arthropoda; Ostracoda; Podocopida; Cyprididae. The record is from the annotation of a GenBank genome assembly.